CCCGCUCGCGGCCGAGGACGCAGCGGGGCAGCUGCUGGACGUCGGACUCCCGAGCCACGACAGUCCAGAGCUGCCUCGGAAGGCCCAGCAAUGCAAUGUCAACGCGGGCAGCUUCCGCGACCUCGAGUCAGCGUUCGAUCGUUGCCCCGCCCAAGCUGGCCCUGCUGACAAGGAGCGCCCGCCCCCCGACAACAGGGAGAGGCGCCUGCGGGAAGUCACCGCAGUUGGGCACAUCGCACCGAUGGCAGACCUCGACAGCGCGCCUCGCAAAGCUCACGCCGCCGGGCGCCCGCCGCGCGCCGAGCGCGCUAAGGGAAACCCGACGCAGAAGCAG
Prorocentrum cordatum is the source of this 334-nucleotide messenger RNA. Lineage: Eukaryota; Dinophyceae; Prorocentrales; Prorocentraceae. The record is from the annotation of a GenBank genome assembly.